GCGGGGCCGGCCGCGCUUCCGGGGCCGGCGGUGACGCGCGCGGCCGGCGCUCGGCAGCGGGGACGGGCGGGACAUGGGAGCUUAAAGGGGCGGCCCGGCGCGGCGUGAGGGAGCGGCGGUGGCGGCGCCGGGGGAAGGUUCUCUUUAACGUGAUUACUUGCAAGUAGUAUUUCCUCAUCAUGGAUGAGCUAUCACCUGAAGAAAUUCAGCUGAGGGCCAACCAGGUCACCGAUGAGUCUCUGGAAAGCACAAGGAGGAUUCUUGGCUUGGCCAUUGAGUCCCAGGAUGUUGGCAUCAAAACUAUUAGCAUGCUGGAUGAACAAGGAGAACAAUUAAAUCGUAUAGAAGAAGGCAUGGACCAGAUAAAUAAGGACAUGAGAGAAGCUGAGAAGACACUGACAGAGCUCAACAAAUGUUGUGGGCUCUGUGUCUGUCCUUGUAACAGGACAAAGAACUUUGAGGCCAGCAAAGCAUACAGAGCAACCUGGGGAGAUGGAACGGAGAACUCAGCAGAUCAUGUGAUCUCCAUGCAACCAAGAAGUAUAAAUCGACAGCAGCCUCAGACUUCUGGAGGCCCAAGUGGGGGAUAUAUUACAAGGAUAACCAAUGAUGCCAGAGAAGAUGAAAUGGAUGAAAAUCUUGCUCAAGUUGGAAACAUUCUUGGGAAUUUGAAAAACAUGGCUUUGGACAUGGGCAAUGAGAUUGAUGCCCAGAAUAAGCAAAUAGACCGGAUAAAUGUAAAGGCUGAUACAAACAGGGAACGCAUUGAGCAAGCAAACGUCAGAGCCAAGAAACUAAUUGAAAAUUAAAGCUGCUGUCAUUGUUCAAUGACAGCCUCUCCAGCUGCAAGCCACCAUAUUCAUGGAUCUGUGAAACUUCUG
Molecule: messenger RNA, 881 nt
Organism: Prinia subflava (tawny-flanked prinia)
Lineage: Eukaryota; Metazoa; Chordata; Aves; Passeriformes; Cisticolidae
Gene: SNAP23
Product: synaptosome associated protein 23
Exons: 8
Coding region: 180-809 (209 amino acids)
Biological process (GO): synaptic vesicle priming; exocytosis; synaptic vesicle fusion to presynaptic active zone membrane
Cellular component (GO): plasma membrane; SNARE complex
Molecular function (GO): SNAP receptor activity; syntaxin binding
Source: RefSeq, a predicted model, not a curated record